Messenger RNA from Lobosporangium transversale, 405 nucleotides. RefSeq lists its product as hypothetical. The record is from RefSeq and is a predicted model, not a curated record. Bases 1 to 405 code for a protein of 134 amino acids. NCBI's taxonomy places the organism in Eukaryota, Fungi, Mortierellomycota, Mortierellomycetes, Mortierellales, Mortierellaceae. The transcript has 2 exons.
AUGACCAAAAAGAGUUUCCACUUUUCUCUUUCCAUCGAACGAAAGCGUCCUUCAGCAAAAGACGUUUUUUAUCUUUUAGUUUAUGUUGUCUGUCGGAAAGUCCCUGACUGCUUACAACAACGCACAAAGAUGAUCAAGCCUGAGCUUGAGCAGAUUAAAGAGUUUCUGCAAGAGGCCAAAGAAAAGAAUGAUAAAAUAUAUCAACCGCAGUCCGCAAUACUUAAAUUACAAGAGGAGGCUGAGAAAAUGAGGGAAGAAAUGCUUAAACUGCAAAAUCAGGUCUGGAUUUUCGAUAAAGGGAACAUUAUUGAACUGACACUGGGCCACCAAUUGACAGUUAGCAUCACGAAGGAAAUAGUGACCCACUUCAGGCAAAAGAAGGAUGUGAUGCUGAUUGAUGUUUAA